Messenger RNA from Erinaceus europaeus (western European hedgehog), 6361 nucleotides. Its product is annotated as aldehyde oxidase 2. NCBI's taxonomy places the organism in Eukaryota, Metazoa, Chordata, Mammalia, Eulipotyphla, Erinaceidae. Bases 269 to 4132 code for a protein of 1287 amino acids. The record is from RefSeq and is a predicted model, not a curated record. The transcript has 34 exons. Gene Ontology annotation, molecular function: NAD binding; iron ion binding; oxidoreductase activity.
UUCUGAAAUCUUAAUGAUGGCACACAUAUUUCAACUGGUGAAUCAAAAUGAUCUCUCACAGAAGCCAACACAAAGGUAAAUAAAUGGCAGAUGAUGGCAUCAGCCUGGCUUCUCACACCCAUACCUCACUAGAGAGGUGGUAGGGACACCCAGGGGAGCAGCAAUAGUAGAGGCACUGUGGAUUCCUUUCCUUGACCACCUCCUUUCAGUGUGCCUCACGGGAACCAAAUACGCCUGUGGAAGAGGAGGCUGCGGUGCCUGCACUGUGAUGGUGUCUGAACAUGACCCUGUGUCCAGGAAGAUAAGGCACUUCUCCGUCACUGCAUGCCUGGUACCCAUCUGUUCUCUGUAUGGAGCAGCUGUCACCACCAUAGAAGGUGUUGGAAGCCUCAAAACCAGGCUUCACCCUGUGCAGGAGAGGAUCGCCAAGAGCCAUGGCACGCAGUGUGGCUUCUGCACCCCAGGAAUGGUGAUGUCCAUGUAUGCACUGCUCAGGAACCACCCGCAGCCCUCAGAGGAGCAGCUCCUGGAAGCCCUGGGAGGUAAUCUGUGCCGCUGCACUGGGUAUCGGCCAAUUCUCCAGAGUGGACGGACCUUUUGCAUGGAAUCAAAUGGCUGUCAAAAGAAAGGAACAGGAAAAUGCUGCUUGGAUCAGGAGGAAAAUCAGUCCUCACUUGACAAGAGAAGUGAUAUUUGCACAGAAUUGUUUGUAAAAGAAGAGUUCCAGCCCUUGGAUCCCACCCAGGAGCCCAUAUUUCCUCCAGAACUCUUGAGAAUGGCAGAGAACCCAGAAAAACACACCUUGACCUUCCCUGGAGAGAGGAUUACCUGGAUCUCCCCUGGGACCCUUGGCGACCUCCUGGAACUAAAGGUGAAGCACCCUGAGGCCCCCCUCAUCCUGGGCAACACUUCACUGGGGCCUGCAAUGAAAUCUCAAGGGCAUUUUCAUCCAAUUCUUCUUUCUCCUGCAAGGAUUCCAGAGUUGCGUGUGGUGUCUAUAACAAGUGAUGGGCUGACCAUAGGUGCUGGCUGUAGUCUGGCUCAGGUGAAGGACAUCUUGGCUGAGAGGGUUUCCGUGCUCCCUGAAGAGAAGACGCAGACUUAUCAAGCCCUCCUGAAGCAGCUCAAGAGUUUGGCCGCUCAGCAGAUCCGAAACAUGGCGUCCUUAGGAGGCCACAUCAUGAGUCGACACUGCUAUUCAGAUCUGAAUCCAGUUCUGGCGGUGAGCAAUGCCAUCCUCAACCUGAGAUCGGAAGAAGGUACACGGCAGAUUCCCCUGGACGAACAUUUUCUCUCCAGACUGGCAAGUGCAGAUCUUAAGCCAGAGGAGAUUCUGGAGUCUGUGUAUAUUCCUCACUCCCAGAAGUGGGAGUUUGUGUCAGCCUUCCGACAGGCUCCUUGCCCGCAGAAUGCCCUGGCCGAUGUGACAGCCAGCAUGCGCGUCCUCCUCAGGGAAGGCACAGAUACCAUCGCAGACCUGGGCAUCGCCUUUGGAGGGGUGGGCACUGCCACAGUCAUCGCCCAGAAAUCCUGCCAUCAGCUCCUCGGGAGGCGCUGGAAUGAGCUGAUGCUGGAUGAGGCUUGCAGGCUGCUUCUGGAUGAAGUCUCCCUCCCAGGAUGGGCUCCCGGGGGGAAGGUAGAAUUCAAGAGAACGCUGCUGGUUAGCUUCCUCUUCAAAUUCUACCUCCAUGUCCUGCGGGAAUUGAAGGAGCUGGUCAAGCCACACUCUGUACCUGGCAGCCACCGGUACCCUGAAAUACCAGAGCGAUUCCUAAGUGCUCUAGAAGAUUUCCCAGUCACGGUACCCAAGGGAGUCCAAAGGUUCCAGAAUGUGGAUUCUCAACAACCCCUCCAAGAUCCAGUAGGACGUCCCAUCAUGCACCUUUCAGGCUUUAAACAUGCAACAGGUGAAGCCAUGUUUUGUGAUGACAUACCCAAGGUGGACAGAGAGCUCUUCGUGGCUUUGUUGACUAGCACCCGGGCCCAUGCAAAAAUCAUAUCAAUUGAUUUGUCUGAAGCCCUCAAACUGCCUGGGGUCGUUGAUGUAAUAACAGCUGAGGACAUUCCAGGCACCAAUGGUGCUGAAGACGACAAGCUCUUGGCGGUAGAUGAGGUGCUCUGUGUGGGCCAGAUCAUCUGUGCUGUGGCUGCAGAGACAGAAGUACAGGCAAAGCGAGCGACUGAGAAGAUAAGGACCACAUAUGAAGAUCUUGAGCCUGUCAUCUUCACCAUUGAGGAUGCCAUAAAACACAACUCAUUCCUGUGCUCUGAAAAAAAACUUGAACAAGGAAACAUUGAGGAGGCAUUUGAAAAAGUAGAUCAAAUUAUUGAAGGAGAAGUCCAUGUUGGAGGCCAGGAACAUUUUUAUAUGGAAACACAAAGAGUGCUUGUUAUUCCAAAGACAGAAGAUAAAGAACUGGAAAUGUAUGUGUCGACACAGGACCCAGCCCAUGUGCAGAAAACUGUGUCCUCUACCUUGAACAUCCCCAUCAACAGGAUCACAUGUCAUGUAAAGCGAGUGGGUGGAGGUUUUGGCGGGAAGGUAGGAAGACCAGCUGUCUUCGGAGCUAUUGCAGCUGUGGCUGCAGUCAAAACUGGCCGUCCCAUUCGCCUUGUUCUUGGCCGUGAAGAUGACAUGUUAAUAACUGGGGGGAGACACCCACUCUUUGGAAAAUAUAAAGUGGGAUUCAUGAACAAUGGACGGAUCAAAGCUCUAGACAUCGAGUGCUUCAUUAACGGAGGCUGCACCUUGGAUGACUCAGAGCUGGUGACAGAAUUUCUCAUUCUAAAGCUGGAAAAUGCAUAUAAGAUCCGAAACCUUAGAUUCCGGGGUCGUGCAUGCAUGACACAUUUACCAUCCAACACAGCCUUUCGAGGAUUCGGAUUCCCACAAGGGUGCCUGGUGACUGAGUCUUGCAUCACAGCCGUGGCAGCCAGAUGCGGCCUUUUGCCUGAAAAGGUUAGGGAGAAAAACAUGUACAAAACCGUUGAUAAAACCAUCUACAAGCAGGCGUUCAGCCCUGAGAACCUGAUAAGAUGCUGGAACGAAUGCCUGGACAAGUCCUCCUUUCACGACAGAAGAAAGGAAGUAGAAGAGUUCAACAAGAAGAAUUACUGGAAGAAGAGAGGCAUUGCUAUUAUCCCCAUGAAGUUUUCGGUUGGCUUUGCCUUGACAAGCUACCAUCAGGCAGCUGCACUUGUUCACAUCUACACAGACGGAUCUGUACUGGUCACACAUGGAGGCAAUGAACUGGGACAAGGUAUUCACACCAAAAUGCUACAGGUGGCCAGUCGUGAAUUAAAAAUACCCAUGACUCAUAUGCACAUCUGUGAAACCAGCACCGCCACGGUGCCAAACACAGUCGCCACCGCAGCAUCCAUUGGCUCUGAUGUCAAUGGCAGAGCUGUGCAGAACGCUUGUCAGAUCCUUCUGAACCGCCUGGAGCCCAUCAUUAAGAAAAAUCCAGAGGGCACAUGGGAAGACUGGAUAGAAGCUGCUUUUGAACAAAGGAUCAGUCUUUCCGCCACUGGAUACUUCAGGGGCUACAAGGCCUUCAUGGACUGGGAGAAGGGAGAGGGAGACCCAUUUCCUUACUAUGUCUAUGGUGCAGCCUGUUCUGAGGUUGAAAUUGACUGCCUGACAGGAGCCCACAAAAAAAUCAGAACCGAUAUCGUCAUGGAUGCAUGUUGCAGCCUGAACCCAGCCAUUGACAUUGGCCAGAUUGAAGGUGCCUUUAUCCAGGGGAUGGGUCUAUAUACCACUGAAGAGCUGAAAUAUUCCCCAGAAGGUGUCCUGUAUUCCCGAGGCCCAGAUGAGUACAAAAUUCCAACCAUCACUGACAUCCCAGAGAAGUUCAAUGUCUCUCUGUUGCCAUCAUCAACAACCCCUCUAAGCAUCUAUUCAUCCAAGGGAUUGGGGGAGUCUGGGAUGUUCCUGGGGUCCUCUGUGUUCUUUGCUGUGGCUGACGCAGUGGCUGCAGCACGCAGAGAGAGGGACGCAGCCGAGGACUUGACAGUGAAUAGCCCGGCCACAGCUGAGCAGGUUCGAAUGGCCUGUGCUGAUCGGUUCACAGAAAUGAUCCCAAGAGAUGAUCCGAAGACAUUUAAACCUUGGUCUAUCCGUAUAGCAUAACAUUGCUGUCACUUCCUAAAAGGUGUUUCAGUUUUUCCACAAGUACAAAGAUGAUCUCUUCGCCCUAACUGGACCUCCAAGCUGAUAUUCUUAUAUAGUCAUGGGAGGAAAAAAAAAAUGACAAAAUUUAGAGACAUUACUCAAGUCUAAUUUCAUUAGCUAGAUGAAUCAUUACUUACAUUUUUUUUCACAUAGAUUAUGCACUAGUCUAGUGGCUACCUGACAGAUAUUGCAAAAGCCACAAUAAGCACAUUUGGCACUGAUUUCUAUCUAACUAUAUAGCAUGUAAGUGUUGCUGGAAAAAAAAUUGUUUUUCCUUUAUGUGAUCACCCAGUCUCACUGGAUGACAUAAUACAGGUUACAGUCACAGAAUGAGAGCUACUUCUCCUAGAUAAAUAUUUGAUCACUUUUCCCAGAGAUAUGCUUGAAUCAGUAGUCACAGAACACCAGAAAAGUCCCAGAAGGUCUUGUCUAGUAUUUACUAUAAAUUAGCUAUGGUUCUAUGUAUGUGCACUUGACAGAAAAAACAUGGAAUUAUCCGCAUGUAGAUGUGCUAACUUUCUUUUGGAAUUUGAAGGGGAAAGCAAUGCCGAAACAUUUAUUAUUAUUAUUAAGAGAUGUGGAUACCAAGAGAAUGGAGAGAAAGAGGGAGUAUAAGAGACCACAGUACCAAAGCCUCCUUCAAUGUGGUGGGGUCUGGGCUUGAACCUGGGCUUUACAUUAUCCAAGUGAGCUAUUUUGCCAGCUCUACAAAAACAUUUUGAAUGUAUUAUCACAAAGCUCUACUUUUUCUAGGUGUUUAUGAAAAACAUUGAUCUCAUAACAGAGUUUCUGGGAUACGUCCCUGUUCAGCUAAAAGAAUUCUUUUCUUUCCUUUUUUUUUUUUAACCAGGGUGCUGUUCAGCUCUGGCUUAUGGUGGUGCAGGAUUGAACCUGGGACUUUGGAGCCUCAGACAGGAGAGUCUGUUUGCAUAACCAUUAUGCAAUCUACCCUCCACCCUGGCUAAAAGAAUUCUCUAUUUUUGUUUUUUUGCCUCCAGGGUUAUUGCUGGGGCUCGGUGCCUGCACCAUGAAUCCACUGCUCCUGGAGGAUAUUUUUUCCCCUUUUGUUGCCCUUGUUUUUUUUAAUUGUUGUUGUGGUUAUUAUUACUGUUGUUGUUGUUGAUGAUGAUGUUGUUGUUGGAUAGUACAGAGAGAAAUGGUGAGAGGAGGGAAAGACAGAGGGGGAGAGGAAGACACCUGCAGACCUGCCUCACCCCUGCAAGUAGGGGUGGGGGCUGAAACCUAACCUGGAUCCUUCACAUCAUAUGAGCUUAGCCUGCUGUGCUACCGCCCGGCCCCCCAGAAUUCUCUAUUUCUUCCACAGUAUUUGGGGGUUAGUGGUUUACAGUUCAGUUGUUGACUCAAAGGCACAACCUCACACCUCCCCAUGAUAGGUAUCUGCAAGAAUUCUAUAUUUUAAGCACUCUUAUGUGGUGGUUAAAAGCAUGCAGGAGGAUUAUGAAGAUAGUAAAGUAAAAAGACUUCGUGCCUGAAACUCCAAAGUCCCAGAAUCAGUCCUCGGCACCAACAUAAGCCAGAGCGAAGCGGUGCUCAAAGGAUUCACCAAAUUCCAUCAACUUGAAUUUGAGAGACCUGCAGAGGAAAAGGAAUCAGCAUGUGAAUUGGGUAUUACUGGGUCAGAAAGUUAGGAUAAACUGCAAGCAGAGAGUAAGAAGGUAAAGCUGAAGGAUGCGGUUCAGCCUGAUGGCGGCUAAAGGUUCUGGACACAAGGAGUUUUAUCUGAUCAGGCAGACCAGGCUGGACACAGCCAUCCGCAGUCCCAUCCACUGAAUCUGGAGGCUCCAUUCAGCCCCAGGGACCCAAGGGAGGAAGCAGGAAAGGAGCACAGAGAGAAAGGACAUAGGUGCAGAAUGAUCAUGGCAAGGUGAAAGUUAUGCAAGACGUGUGCUACGAAGGCUGGGAAGAUAGGAGGAGUGUGUAGGGGGUGAAAUAAGUUGAAAGUAAUCACAAUUUUUAAAAAAAGUUGGUUCAUGGUCUGGGAGGUGGCUCAGUGGAUAAAACACUGAACUCUCAAGCAUGAGGUCCUGAGUUCAAGCCCCAGCAGCACAUGUACCAGGGUGAUAUCUGGUUCUUUCUCCUCCUAUCUUUCUCACUAAUAAACAGUCUUAAAAAAAAAAAAAAAAAAACAGCUCUUUUGAAAAUAAAAUCCUUGACUGUGUAAUCUAA